This is a messenger RNA of Chelonoidis abingdonii (Abingdon island giant tortoise), 592 nucleotides long. The record is from RefSeq and is a predicted model, not a curated record. NCBI's taxonomy places the organism in Eukaryota, Metazoa, Chordata, Testudines, Testudinidae.
UCCCUUAGCAGCGUCCGAGGAGGAGGAAGGAAAUUCUUCCCAGGCAGCAAUGGCUGAAGAGGUGGAGAGGAAGCCGGUGCUUGAGAUGGUCCAGGCAGAUGGGACGGAUGGAAACUGUGUCACAUUUGUGUUACAUGAUGAGGACCACACAUUGGGCAACUCCCUCCGUUACAUGAUCAUGAAAAAUCGGCUUGCUGCUGAUUCUGAGAGCCCACUUGUGCUUCCUGCUUCUGUCUCCUGUAGCCCCGAAGUGGAGUUCUGUGGUUACAGCAUCACUCACCCAUCUGAAAGCAAAAUCAACUUCCGGAUCCAAACCAGAGGAGGGAUCCUGGCCAUUGAGCCAUUCCGGAGAGGACUGACAGAACUGGUGGACGUCUGCCAGCACGUGCUCAGCAAGUUUGAGGCAAGCGUAAAGGAAUACAAGGCCCAAAGAGAAGCGGAAAUGGACUAGCCCCUGCGGCUGCUGAAGUACGGAAUGGACAUGUAUAUAUUGUUCAUGUAUGUUUAAUGCCCCUGUUGAAAGAGGUUUUAUUUUUUUAUGACAAAUCUGAAGCAAACUGUGUAAUUUCUCUAAUAAAUGCUGUAAGGUUCA